This is a messenger RNA of Podospora pseudocomata, 4492 nucleotides long. RefSeq lists its product as uncharacterized. The record is from RefSeq and is a predicted model, not a curated record. The coding region runs from base 427 to 2730 and encodes 767 amino acids. Gene Ontology annotation, biological process: positive regulation of transcription by RNA polymerase II; DNA-templated transcription. Lineage: Eukaryota; Fungi; Ascomycota; Sordariomycetes; Sordariales; Podosporaceae. Gene Ontology annotation, molecular function: DNA-binding transcription factor activity, RNA polymerase II-specific; DNA binding; zinc ion binding. The transcript has 2 exons.
UCGAAGUGGGCUUCCACUUCACCCUAUCCACAACACAGACUCACACAUCAAUGCAAUUGCACUCAGCUGCCGGGGCGUGAGGGUGCAUUGCUGCCGAGUUCCAGUCGUCUUCAUCGCUCCAGCGCGCAUCCUUGUCUCUCCUCGCCGGCCUCACCCAGAAGAAGUCGCUUCUCCGCACACUCAGCUUAACGUUCCCCGCACACACCGGGGGACGGCAAAGCCGAUACGGGCCCAGUAGCACCAUUAUGUUCGGUGGGUGGCCUGUCAGGUCUUGAUGAACUGCCGCCGCCGCCGCUUUCCUGGACUCGGGAGUUUUGGUAGCUAAAGUCUUUGACGCAACAUCGAGUAGUGGAUAUGGUGCGUUGACGGCCAUUUAGACAGCAAUCGCUGUGCAACUGUACUAUCACCAUCACACCUGGCCAUGCCAUGGGCCCCAAACGAAAUAUCAAGGAGACCGAAGGUCUGAGCAGCAUCGCACCAACCACUCCGGACCCGGCAUCCCUUCAACAAGCCGUCGGUCAUCAAGCCGUACCUGUAUCAGUCAAGCGUCAGAGAGUGUCGAGAGCUUGUGACCAGUGUCGAGCAGCAAGGGAAAAGUGUGAUGGGGUCCAACCACAAUGCUUCCCUUGUAUCUCCCAGACGAGGUCCUGUACCUACAAUGUCAGUCCAAAGAAAAGGGGUGUUCAGACAGGCUAUAUACGCGCACUUGAGCUCACUCUUGGAUGGAUAAUGGAGAACAUUGCCGGCGCGGAGGACGCCCUGGGCAAUGCUCUGGCUCAGGAGGGCAGCCAGGCGCAAGCAGUCAUGACGGGCAAGGACGCCACCGCAGCAACUCGCCUUCACAAGAAAUGGGGGAGAAGCCGAGUACACAAGGAAAUAGAACGGCUCCUUUCUGGCGGCGUCACGCCCGUCCUUGAUUUGGAUGGGCGAUCUCCCUCAGUAGACGCAAACGCAAACAACACGGAUAGCUCGGUAGACACAGGCAAGAAUAUUGCUCCGGAGCCGCCAGACCUGCCAACUUGCAACUCUGCAGCAGGCCCUCACUUGGCAAUCACCCCGGAACAUACAUUACCAGACACCCAAAAUCCACGAACAAUGUUGCAGAAUUACUCAUCCGGACCAUCAUCCAACACGCCCAUACCCACUCGAACUCAGUUACCUCCGGAGCAUUGGCGGUUAUUGGACAUCUAUUUUUCGUAUACACAUUGUUGGCUCCCCAUUCUCGAGAAGCAAGCAUUGUUUCAAACCUCAUAUCGCUACACAAAAGAAGGUCUUUUGCUGGUUUCAACAGACCCCUCUUCGGCGGCGCAUGCUGAGCUCUGGAGUGUCCUCGCACUGGCAUCUUUUCAGAGUACUACGAGUUCACAGUCUCUUGCUGGUGAGGCUGGGAACACCAACCUUUCACAUCAUCAGAUCUACAAUACGGCCCGCGGGCUGAUCCCCUCAGAAUGCGAAAAUUUUCAGAUCAACCAUGCCCGAGCACUUUUGCUUCUAAGCCUUGUCAACAUGGCCCGAGAAAAUCGCACUGAUGCAUCGCUGUUACUUGGGUUCGCCAUCAGGAUUCUAUUGAACCUGCACUCGAGCGAGGCACCGUCGGCUGGGAACACUACCAACAUCGAGGCAGCACUGAUGUCAUGUUUCAUGUUGGAGACUACUUUGUCUAUCGCUUACAAGCAACUGCCUCACUUGCGAGCCGAGGAUCUUGCCAGAUUUCCUUCCAUACCAGAAAGUGGGCUGGACCAGUGGGAGCCAUGGUCGCCAUGUGAAGGCUUUGGGAGCAAGUCGGUCGAUUUCCGGUCAUCACGGAAUCCUGCCUUUUGCGUCACUACGUUCAACCAACUAUAUGCAAUCCUUCUUGUGGUAUCUCAAAGGGUGCUGGCAGAAAGCCGGGGGGGUUUCUCAGAGAACCAGAAAUCUUCCUUCAGUGCGCAGUUGCAACAUGUUAUCGAAUCCGAGACGCCAUUUAGGGACUUCAUUCUAUCCGAAGCCUGCCAGGCUUCCUCGGUUCCAACCGCCUACAUUAUCCGGAUUUUAUAUCUUUGGGCCAUGCUGCGCAAUUCCAGAUCUUGCACCGAAUCUCUGGUCUCGAUGCUGACAGAGACUCUUGAGCAUUAUGGGAACAGUUUCCACGCUGGCACCAUGCCUUCUUUUCUACUCACAAGCCUCCGUUCCAUGGCAAAUGAAGAUUUUCUGGCAGGUUUCGGAGAACGGGACAGAGAGCGAUUAGUGGAGCUUGCACUGCGGUACUCAGCCUCUCGGUCAACCAACGUUUCAAAUAUGCCCGGAGCCCAUUUCAUUCCAGUUCCCAUUCACCAAUCGAUUAUAGGACGUGACCACACAGCCAAAGCUCCUUCCUCACUCGCCUCGAUGGUUUCAGGCUCAAGCUUAGCCCCAUUGCCAGCCUCAACUCCGAGUCUAUAUGGGGAUGGCCGAAGAAUGAGCAAUGCUUACGACCAACAAUUCCAGCAUCCCUCUGCCACCGGAAACCUGCAGGGGGGUUUUGGGUCAGUCAUGGCUUAUGGUGUACCAAACGUCGGCAUGGGCAUGCAUCAUUCCCAUGCUUCAUUGGGCUUUGGUGGUCCUGACUACGAUGCUCUUCUGGAUGAUAUGGCCGCCACCGACUGCACUGAUUCCAUCGAGGUUGACUCUCAGUUUAUGAUCAAUCUGGGAUAUGGGCCUGGAUGUGACACUUCGGAGGUGUUCAGAAACAGAUUCGACGGAUAUGAAUAAACUUGGAUCGGAAAUGAGGGGUGGAGGGGAAUAAGAACGAGCAGUCUCAUUGAGGAUCUUAAGCUCAUUCAGAAAUUCUAGAGUAGGACUCAUAUGAACGCCAUCCACACUAGACUCCACGGGACCACUUGAUUCCUCUUGGUCACUUAUUUCACUCGCCACUCCCCAAUGCCCCUAUGCAAGGCUUCUUGGAUUCAAAAACCAUGCACGGUGGUCCAGGAAGACAACUCGUCCAAGCCAGAGCGGGCCCAUAAAUAUUACCAUACAACACGUCGCCGUUGAGAACUGCAACCGCCUGGGCCCAAUUGAGAUCACAACAAGGUCCGAAUGAUAGCUAGAUACAAUGAAACCAAAUCUUAUAUACAAUACCAUGCCUGUCUGUUAUUUUUAACAACGCAUAAUCUUAUCAUCAUACAAUAGGCUUCAGCCUACGCAUUCGACAGCUCCGCUAGCCUGGCAGCAAUAGCCUCCUUGACCUGAGCAACAGGAAGCUCGCUGGCGUCAAGACCAGUCCAAUAUUUAUCCUGGUUCACUUGCGUCAGCCAAAACGAAAACAUCAGUACGGAGCGGGACAGUCCUACCUGCUCAAUCCCUUGCCAGAUCAUGGCCUCUGUUCCCAAAAUAACCUGCCAUCCUUCCUUCUCCGCGAUGGCGCCAAGCGCAGUAAAAGGACUUGGGUUGUAACACAUCUCCAACAUUGCCCCCUUAUGGUCCUUCACCAGCAUCACCUCAAUGAUCUUCCUCACCGUCUUCUCACUCUCCGUUACGGGGGCGAAAUCAGGGAUACACGCCACGAUCGCUCCAGGGCCCUCGAGCCGCUCGGCUUGUUCCACACUCUCAACAUAUACCAACUUAUCACCAUACCCACGUUCUUUGCACUCUUUCAUGACGGCCUCCACUUCAUUAGAGUCUCGGUUGACGAGGUAGAUCUUGGUGGCUUGGAGAUACUUGUGCAGAGCAUACACGGCUGAUCUGGCAGCGCCACCUCCACCGACAACCAGGGCGGGGCAGUUCUCAUACACAUCGGCAUUGGGAACGUUUUGGACAAAGGACUCGCGAACACCGAUCACGUCGGUGUUGGCUCCGCACAGGAGACGACGGCCCGGGGUGUUGGGGUCGUCACGGAGGAAAAGAGUGUUGCAGGCACCGACGUCACGGCACUCGGGUGUGAGGUAGUCGAGGUGAGGGAUGAUAGCCACCUUGUUUGGCAUGGUUACCGAUGCGCCUGGGAGAUAAGGGGCGUCAGUGAGAUGGGACGAUGGGGUCUGCGAUCGGUGGGUGGCACGGAAAGUGCGGGCCAGGUGCUGAUCAUGAUUGGGAUGACGAACCGUAGAACUUUGGGUCUUGGACAAGGUUCAGGAACAAGUCCAUGUCGUCCGAAUCGAGACGCAACUGGCCCCAGUUCAGGCCGAGACCCUGGUAGACUACAUCGUGAAGCAGCGGGGACAUAGAUGCUGCCAGCUUUUUGCCGAAGAGGAAGCCAUGUUUGGUGAGAUUUUGAAUACGGGGGUCGAAAGACAGUUGGAGAGCUGGGGCCUGUUGCUGCAACAGCGGUGGUGUGAUGGUUACUGUGGUUGUGGUUGUCGUUGUCAUCUUGAUAAUGCCGCCCUGUCUUGCGUUACACUAGGCUCGGAAAGAGGCGGUAUGCAGGCGCAAUGCAAAGUCGUUCCAGAAGCUCAAUGUGUGAUUGGAUACUUGGAGGCGGCGUAAGAGCAGCGGUUCGGUCGUAGGCUCAGUAAGAGGAGGAGGCGGUGACACGGGC